This is a messenger RNA of Microthlaspi erraticum, 972 nucleotides long. Lineage: Eukaryota; Viridiplantae; Streptophyta; Magnoliopsida; Brassicales; Brassicaceae. The record is from the annotation of a GenBank genome assembly.
AUGACUAAUACUCCACAAUGGAUUAUGAUUGGUGGAGAAGGUCCUGAGAGUUACCAUCAAAAUUCAUCUUAUCAGAGAGCUUUGUUGGAAGCUGCAAAAGAAAAGAUGAACGAGGCAAUCUCAGCCAAACUCAGUCUCAACUUGAUUACCGAUCGCUUCACUGUAGUGGAUUUCGGUUGUGCAAGUGGACCUAACACUUUUGUGGCAGUGCAAAACAUAAUAGAUGCAGUAGAAGACAAGUAUCGUAAAGAAACAGGACAAAACCCCGCAGAUAACAUCGAGUUCCAAGUCUUCUUCAACGACUUUAGCAACAACGAUUUCAACACUCUCUUCCAGGGACUUCCUCCGGAAAGAAGAUACUAUAGCCGGGUUCCCAAAGGGAUCACAAACCGCGACUCUCCCAUGUGGAACAAAGACGUGCAUUGCACUGGGUUCAACAAAGCUGUCAAGAAAGCAUAUCUUGAUCAGUACUCGGUUGACACCAAGAAUCUGUUGGACGCUAGAGCUGAAGAGCUCGUCCCCGGGGGAUUAUUUUUGAUUUUUGGAUCUUGUCUAAGAGACGGAGUUAAGAUGUCCGAGACUUUUAUAGGAGUAGGGAUUGAUUGCAUUGGAGCUUCUUUUUAUGAUCUUGCCCAACAGGGUCUCGUUGAGCAAGAAAAGGUGGACUCUUUCAGAACCCCUUUGUACAUGGCAGAGGAAGGCGAGUUGAAGCAAAUCAUAGAAGAGAACGGGAAGUUCAAAAUUGAGGUUUUUGAUGAUAUCAUUCACCCAAACGGGGACUUUCCGCUAGACCCCAAGAUUUUGGCCACCUUCUUUAAGGCCAUAUAUGGAGCGUUCCUAUCUGCAUAUUUUGGAGCAGACGUAAUAAGGAAAGCCUUUGAGCUUGUCGAGGUUAAGGCCCGGGAAGAACUUUCUCGCUUCAAGAAUGCCAAACCCGGAAUGCAGUACCUCAUUGUGCUUUGCAAGAACUAA